AUGAAAGUUGUAGAUGUUGAUACUAUUUGUAAAAAUGUUGCUGACAACCCUUCGUUUUGUCUCACUCUUCUCAAACCAAAGCAAGGUGCAGAUCUCAUUACCCUUGGUCAAUACACCAUUGACGUGGCACGUAUUAAAUUGACCAACACAAUCAAUCUAAUCAAGAAACUUAUUUCUCAAAGUGGCAGUGAUCCCAAGGCAAAAGACCAUUACGAGUAUUGUUUGAGUAGAUUUGGGGCAGAAGGUGGUGCUUUUAGUAGGAUUUUGGAUAGUGAAAAAUGUUUAAAGAAUGGAGACUACUUUGGAUUUGGAGGGGAAGUGGAUCGUAUCAUAGCCGAUUAUUCAUCAUGCAUUACGGGAGACUCACCAAGUGAUCCUCCAUACCCUGAUAAAUCUUUACUCCCAAAAUAUGCCGGAAUUUUUCUUGAUGUUGUUGAAAUUAUGCUGGCUAUAUCAUUUUUUUUACCAACAUAG
This is a messenger RNA of Trifolium pratense (red clover), 474 nucleotides long. RefSeq lists its product as uncharacterized. Gene Ontology annotation, molecular function: pectinesterase inhibitor activity. The record is from RefSeq and is a predicted model, not a curated record. NCBI's taxonomy places the organism in Eukaryota, Viridiplantae, Streptophyta, Magnoliopsida, Fabales, Fabaceae. The transcript has a single exon. The coding region runs from base 1 to 474 and encodes 157 amino acids. Gene Ontology annotation, biological process: negative regulation of catalytic activity.